GCAAACAAAAGUCUACAGUGUAAACUAAAUGACUAGGUCAACAUGGGCCUGGUGUAGCUAAUGAUUCACAGCAUGAGGCCGUGUACUGGGCCUACACUGUGUUCACCAUGUCUACAUAAUCUGUGUCUGCUGUAACCGUUUUCAAGUUGGAGAGGACACUUAGUGUAAGUUUCAGUUUCUGCGAAGUCGUCCGGGUGAAGACAUGGCUCCCACUCUGUUCGACAUAGAUGCGAAGCCGGGGGACCUGAUAGAAAUCUUGGGUGGGGUGUAUCACCACUGGGCUGUUUACAUCGGAGGAAAUGAAGUCGUACAUUUAAUUCCUUCAACGCACAGAGGAGGAGAUCUGCUCCAGCUGCUCUCCUUCCUUGAGAGCAGCGACGCCACGGUGAGGCGUCAGAGGAUCUGGGAAGUGGUCGGGUCCAACAGCUUCCAAGUCAACAACCUCCUGGACGACGAGUACCAGCCUCUGGACCCCAGCACCAUCGUCAGCAACGCUGUGAAGAUGGUGGGUCAGGAGCGUCCGUACAACGUCGCCACUUAUAACAGCGAACACUUUGUCACUGAGCUUCGAUACGGCAAACCGGAAUCACGACAGGUUCAAAGCGCGGCUGUGAUCGGAGGGGUUGCCGCCGCCGGUGUGGCGGUUGCAGUGGUGGGAGCCGCUUUGUUUUCUGCCUUCCGCAAAAAUAAAGACAAAAAGUGAUUAUGACUGAAGGUGUUCAAAAGUCUUCAAUGUACCAAAAACUGUAUGAAAGCAUGAAGAAUGGUUCAUUUUCGUUAUUCAGUUGGUUUUUUUUCUUCGUUUAUUUGCAAAUAUUAAAUGCAUUUUCUCGAAUGGAAAUGGAAAUGCAUUAUUUUGUAUUAAUUCAUGUUUCAUUAAAAAUAAAAGGUAAUCCUGUAGCUUACAACUGAAUUAGUGAUGUUGAUGUGUUUGUUGUGAAUAAAUACAUAUAACUGAUUAAAACUAGACCACAGAAAUGAUUUGGUAUUGCAUGUUUACAUUCGUAUUGAAUCCUCUGGAAUUGACUCCCACAUCUCAGAUUCCAGAUAUUUUAAGCAAUUUUGUGUUGGCAAAAACGAUGAAGUUCUGAUCUUUGGGUGUUCCAGUUUUCAGUUCCAUUUAUGUUUCUCAUGUUCUUAUCGUUUACACUCAUUGGUCAAUAAUUGGAGUUAAUAUUUUCUUAAUUUCUGUUCUUUGUGUUUAUUAGCUUUUUUGGUGCAAAAGCAAAAUACAAUAUAGCACCAAAAAGAAAGUUGAUAAUUCAGGCUAAAGUAAGACAGAGAGGUACAUUUAGAUUAUUUUUUUUCUCCCAGUAAUUUCAAUUUGAACUUAAUUUACACUUUAAAAAGCUGACCAGUUGUCCAACAACGACAUUAAAUUGAGGUGAUUGUUGUUGACAUUGUUACUAGCAAAAAAAUGCUAUUUUAUCACAGUUAAGAUAAACUCUCUGCAUCAUUUUAGACAAACUUUUAAAUUCUGAUUUUAAUAAUUCUAUUUGAAUUCUUUUUUGCCAAUUAUUGUCUGUCACCACGCUCGAAUCGAAGCGAUGCUGAUGUCAGUUUGAUUUGAUUCCCCUCAAAAUCUCCAACAAAAUAUUUUUCGUGAAAUCAUCUGACACCAAAGGUCACGAGGUCAUGUACACACGUCAAAGGUCAUCACCACACGACCCCCAACAGCAAACACAGCGGCGGGUCAGAGUGUAAACGGCUUGGCUGCGAGUUACCGUCACUAAACUAAAAUCUUUUUUUUUAAAUGCAGAGUUCGCAACAUUGUACUUGUGAUCCAGAAUAAUUGACAACAAAAAAUAUUCCCGGUUGACAAUGUGUGAUACUUAUUUCAGUUGAGAAACAUAGUGAUUAUUACUGGAAUUAUUGAAUAUUUUUUCAUAAAAUCUGAUUAAAAGCAGUUUUACAGUGUAUAGAGGCCUCAGGGCUCACUAAACUCAGAAACACCUUUUAUGUUCAAUAACAGUGAGGAUACACAACCUGAUGACUCACUGGAUACAAAAUGACUCUACCCUAACUGCUUUAUUGUUUUUAAUCAAAGUAGCGGAGAAACCUGAAGCAUUUUAUUCGGCAGGUUUUUAUUCCCACCUCCUCAGCCUGAUCCACGGCUGCUGCUGAAGUCAAUCAUUUGACAAAAACCUUUAUUUCACCCCGCCGCGAAACACAAUUUGUCCCCCUGUUGGAGUCGAUUACGACGGCGGUGAGGGAUGUUUUUAGGCAAUAACAGUGAAAGUGAAUUAAGUCGUACCAUCAGAAGAGUGUGGGUAGAUUAUUCUCUCAGCUUUAUCAUUAUUAUUAGAUUAUGAAACUUUCUCAGAAUGACUCACAGCAAAGCUGUUUGAAAGCGAACAACCAUGGAGCAGGAGGGGAAAAAAAUGCUCUGGAAGUGGAAGUGAAGUUUUAUUAAAGUGGCGUUGCACAGCAAAACAAAAAAACAAAAUACAACUAACUUCUAUUGUUCUGUUAAAUAUGUACAUUGAUCUGGGGGUUUUAAUAUCACUCUCCAGAUCAAAACUUUGCAGGCUAACAUAAAAUAAUUAUUAAAUGAAAAAAGGAAAAAAGACAACAACAUACAAAUCAGAAUGACAGUCCUCAUUUCCUCCAAUUCCAAAAAACUAGAUCAUAAUUUGUAACUUAAACUUUGCGUAUCUAAACUUUUUAUUUUAAAAUUUACAAUAAAAAGUUAUGUUAAAAUUAAUAUGUUGUGACAGUUUUAUAUAAGACAGAUAAUCUGUGGAAAAAAAUUUAGCUCAACUGCAUUCUCCAUAUGGUCCAAUCAGAGCCAGGACGAGGGUCUUUGUGUUGCCAGUCACUCUUGUGUAUGUGCUGCUCACAUCCUGCCCCAUUCUUUAUGCCACGCUACAUAAACAAAACCAGUCAUGAAUGCUAAAGCUAACUAGCAUAACCAAUGAUGACAGUGGAUAAACAGUUUUCCUGAAACUGUAAGUUGUUUGGAAUUAUCACAUUUAGCAGCAUGUACAUGAGCAUGAUGGCACCAAGACCCUCCUACUGGCUCUGGUUGGUGUUUUUUGCAUUCUUUCAAACGGUGUUAUUAGAACUGCAAGGAAGAGGAACUUGAUCUUCUCAUAGAUUAUCCAUCUCGUACUAUACUGUCACGACAUGCUGAUUAAUUUAACGUCAAUGUAAAAAACAAACAAACAUUUUUUGAAAACAAAAGUUACAUAAUUUUAUUUUAAAAAACAUAAACGUAUGUUUGUUUAGAAUCACCCAACUUCUGUCCCUGCAGCAUGAUGGAUGCCAACAUGUGGGGUUGUAGAAAUGACCCAGCAGUUUUCAAAGGGAGUCAUUUAGUGACGUUUCAUUGUAGUGAGAAACAAGAGCCGUCUGUGAGAAUCGACGAGGGAGCAUGGAGGACGGCCAGUGGGCAAAACAAGCAGGUACUUUAGUGGCUUGUGUCAGUCAAGAAUAUAUGGUUUCCCAUUCAGCAGCGUGUCACCGCUUUCUUUUAGUGGUUCAAGUCUUCCAGAAGCCAGACAGAGGAGAGGUGGCGCCAGGUCCAAAGUUCCUCCAGUCGACACAAAGAUCGCAUUGACUGUCGUCUUUGCACCUGUUCAAGUUCGGGAGGAGAUGGCACAGGCUCUUCCUGGGCAUCAGACAACAGUCCACCACCUCACUGCAAACUGUUUAAUGACUCUCUCUCUCUUUAAUUGAAAAAGCAAACUGCCGCCCUGCCAGAUAAGUCGACAAAUGAGGGCCGGUGGAAAUGUGUUUGUCGUGUGAGGAGGUUUUUGUGACGGAGGCGGCUUGGCAGAAGGUGAACACGGGGAAGUGUUUCCGGCAUAAAGACGAGCCGGGCGGACGCGAUCGGGCGAUGGAAGACAGGACAGGACCACCAUAAACGUGACGGGGGUCAGGGUGCACACACACACACACACACGCACACACACACACCUCCUCUGAGCUCCCAGUGACAAAAACUCUUCCUGCAACACAAACUUUCAGUCUCCGGCUGCAGACAGGGAUGGAUUAGAAUAACAAAAGCCCGGGUUAAUGCCGUUUGUGCCUUUAAGGACACAAAGUCAUUACUUUAAAAAAAAAAAAAAAAAAAAAAAAACAGCCAUUAGACCUUCAAGUCGACUGCUUUUAAAGAAAAAUAAAAAAAUCCAAAAAAAAUCUAAUUGCUGGCGUUGAAUUGUAAACACGGCCUUGUUAGCUAUGCAGUCUGAUUCCAGUUCCAUUUCUGCUUCAUCUGACCAAACCAGGUAGAGCUGGGGUUUUAGUUUCACUAUUAUUAGGUGUCUUUCUUUUUCUUCUUCUGUGUUUCUGUCUUACCUUAUUUCAAUUUGUACUUAGUGACUCAAGUAUGUUUACUUCUUGUGUGUAGUUAUUCCUUGAGCUUUAGUUUAUCUAUGUUCCUUAUAUCUACUUUUUUUCUCUCUCUCCCCACCAGGGGUCUUUUUGUGGGCUCUAGUGUCCCUUAUAUGACAGCAGGCUGACAGGAAAGGGGGAAGGACAGGGGGGAAGACAUGCAGCAAAUGUCGGCCGGGUCCGGGAAUCGAACCCUGCGUCGAGGACUGAAUGCCUCCAAAUGUGGGUUGCGCUAUCCCCUACGCCACCACAGGACGCCCCAUAUCUACUCUUUUUAGAUGUAUUUCCUAAUCCCCUUCGUGGUUUUUGUUCUGCUCUGGCUCCCUGUGUUCCCUGUGGUUUUUGUAAGAUUUUUAUCACCAUCUUGUCAUUAAAACAUCCUCCACCUACAAGCUGCCUCUGGGUCCACUAUCAUCCACACAAUCAUGACAAUAAAAGCCCAAUAAAAGCUAAAGGCUCGACAAAUGGGGCAAUUUCAGCUGAGGAAUAAAUCUGGACUCUACUAAAUCUCUUCCCAGUUAAAAUGGCUAAAAUCACACACAUCACAUCAAUGCACAUUUUGGGCAUUUGAACCAAUUAUAUGUCGUAGAAUGUCAACAAGAGGCCUGCGUCAGUCCUGGAGAAAGUUUAUAGCAGAAACAUGUACCCUGUUCAUGCUGAGGACAUUCACCGUCACGAGUCGUAUGAUAAUUCUCAUUCUGACAAUAUUUCCCGAUACGUGCGAUGUACAAUCAGUAAUUCCCGAUCUUUGUAGAAAAUUGUUUAUUGCCAAUGUAAUGGAAAUGGAAGCAGAAAGGAAAGUUGGGGAAAAGGUUUGAAAGGAAAGAAGGAGGCAAGAGUAGAAAACAGGAGGAAGCUUAAAGAGAAUACAAGUCAGCAUCAUGGAGUCUGAUUUUACACCUGCAGACAGAGAAAAAAAACAAAAAACUACAAACACUGUAUGGAUAUACAGCUCUGGAAACAAUGAAGAGCCCACUGCACUGAACCCCCUGAAACCCUUCUGGUUGUUCCACCAAAUAUUGAUUUCUGAUUUCUUCCUGAGUUAAAACAUUAGUGUUGUUGAUUCCAGGUCAAUACAAACUUCU
Molecule: messenger RNA, 5420 nt
Organism: Gambusia affinis (western mosquitofish)
Lineage: Eukaryota; Metazoa; Chordata; Actinopteri; Cyprinodontiformes; Poeciliidae
Product: phospholipase A and acyltransferase 4-like
Exons: 4
Coding region: 203-703 (166 amino acids)
Biological process (GO): N-acylphosphatidylethanolamine metabolic process
Cellular component (GO): cytoplasm
Molecular function (GO): A2-type glycerophospholipase activity; glycerophospholipid phospholipase A1 activity
Source: RefSeq, a predicted model, not a curated record